Nomia melanderi (Alkali bee) is the source of this 3440-nucleotide messenger RNA. RefSeq names its product integrin beta-nu. Gene Ontology annotation, molecular function: integrin binding. Lineage: Eukaryota; Metazoa; Arthropoda; Insecta; Hymenoptera; Halictidae. Gene Ontology annotation, biological process: cell-cell adhesion; cell adhesion mediated by integrin; cell migration. The record is from RefSeq and is a predicted model, not a curated record. Gene Ontology annotation, cellular component: integrin complex; cell surface; focal adhesion.
ACAAUACAGCGUCCAGUAUCGUUGCAUCGAUGAAACGCGGAUCGAUGAAAAUCCAAAACGGCGUUGCAUUCGGUCGCGGUAUCGCUCGAUCAACCAGUUGCCGGUAGAAAUUCGCAUGGGAGAUAAAAUCGGGCGGCGUAGAGUAAAUACCGCGGCACGAUACCGGAUCUGCGCUAUCUAUUUCUGUUUUCCGUGUAUCGUUAUCAAUACCGCAGAUAGUGGACACAUUAGCCGCGCUAUUCGUGCCAAUUGCGACAGUUACGUUUCAGAUUCCUUUCCGGUAGAGGCGGGAAUUGGGAGGAAUCCGCGGUUACAUUUAGCCGAAAGUAAGACGAAUUAAAAGUAAAAGUUCCAUCGAAAAUGGGCGACGAAGGGAGCCGCAAGUGCUGAUAGUUUGUUCGGAUGAUUUCUAUUCGCGUCUUACACGAUUAACCGUAAAAAUGAGGAUUACUCGAGCAUUGCUGCUCCUGGCUACCCUGUUCAGCGAAUGGGAUCGUUUCGAAGCGGUGGACACGGAGCUAAUGAGGCUCUGCGUCUCUCAGAACACGUGCGAAAAUUGCUUGGAGGCGAGCUUGGCUUGUGCAUGGUGCAGUGAUUGGUCCUUCUCGAAUUCGACGUUAGGUCGACCGAGAUGCAACCUAGAAGACAAUCUAUGGGCGUUCGGUUGUCCGUCAGAAGAAAUCCGUACUGCUCCUUCAGGAUCAGUGGAGCUCGUGGAAGAUUUCGACUUCCAGGACGUGCAAGAGGCCGGCCAGACACCCUUACAGUUGAAACCGCAGAAAGUGAAAAUGAGGAUCAGGCCGAAGGAAAGCAGAACGGUUAACCUCUAUUAUAGGCCAGCCAAGAACUAUCCGCUAGACUUAUACUAUUUGAUGGACUUGACAUGGUCGAUGAAGGACGACAAAGACACUAUGGUCGCUCUAGGGCUAAACAUGACGGACACCAUCGGAAAGUUCACCAAUAAUUUCCGUUUCGGUUUCGGUAGCUACGCCGACAAACCCCUGAUGCCUUUCGUUUUCCCCGGACACGAGGACAAUCCUUGUAAAAGCGAGCAUAGCGUCUGCUCGCCGCUGUACGCCUUUCAGCACCGAAUGAGUCUCAGCGAGAACAUUCACCGGUUUAUCAAAGAGAUGAACGAGAGCUCCGUCACGGGAAACGUGGACAACUUAGAAGCGGGGAUGGACGGUGUGGUGCAGAGUAUCGUCUGCGCGAAAGAAGUGGGCUGGGCGCAUCAGGCGCGGAAAAUCAUAUUGAUGGCCACGGAUGGGUUUCUGCAUUUCGCCGGAGACGGAAAGCUGAUCGGUACCGUAGCUCGUUCAGACUUCAAGUGCCAUUUGGACGGGGACGGGAAGUACGCUAUGUCCACGAAGUUCGAUUAUCCGUCUCUGGAGGAGGUGUCGAGGCUCCUGAAGGAAAACAAAGUUAACCUGAUAUUCGCCGUGACGGAGGAUCGACGGGCGGAGUACGAAUCGAUCGCAAAUCUGUUGAAACAGAAGGCGCGGGUCGCCACGUUGACCAGUGACAGUUCGAACAUCUUGGAGAUCAUCGAGAGCUCUUAUCACGAGUUGAUCUCGAAGGUUGUGUUGCAGGACAAUUCGACGGAUCCGCUUCGAUUGCAAUACCUUUCGAAUUGUGGGAAAAAGGACGGUGAAUAUUUAUACACGUCGGAAUGCGAUGGGAUACAGGAAGGCGAGGUUUACAAGUUCACGGCGAUGCUCUCAUUCGACAAGUGUCCGCGAAACGAGAGUUUAUGGAAACAAACUAUUAUAAUCGAAGACGCUCUAGCCUCCAAAGCCUCCGAAAUUGUAAUCGAAGUAGAACUCCUGUGCGGUUGCAACUGCAAAGACUCCCAUAACUCCCAUUGCCUGCAUGGCAGUGACGAGUGCGGUCUCUGCAAAUGCGAUUCCGGCUGGUCAGGAGAGCACUGCGACUGUAAUAUAAGUUCGUCAACGGAGAACAGACUAAAAUGCAUCGGGCCUGAUUCUAGCAAAAUCUGUUCCGACAAAGGGGAAUGCAUCUGCGGAAGUUGCGUUUGCGACGAGGGAUACAAAGGGCAGUACUGUGAAUGCUCUGCCUGUGACAAGUACGAUGGAUUAGAAUGCUCGGGUAGAGGAACCUGCACGUGUGGCGUUUGCCAGUGUUUAAAAGGCUGGAAGGGGAAUGGAUGUCAGUGUCCACUGACGGAGGUACUGUGCAUGGCACCAGGAAGCACGGAUGUAUGCGCUGGUCGCGGAUAUUGCGAUUGCGGGGAAUGUCGAUGUAACGUUACCGCAGAAGACGGUACUUAUUAUCGAGGGAAGUAUUGCGAAUUAUCGGUCGGCUCUGGCGGAGGGAGCCUUUGCGCCCUUUACAACGCUUGCGUGAACGCCACUAUCGAGAAUCCGCAGGGAAUCGAUGAAUUUUGUCGAACGAACGUGACUGAUUACACCACCAAGAAAGUGGACUCCGUCGAUAAAGGAAAUGAACACUACUGCAUCGUUAGCACUGUUGGCGAGACGCAGACGUGCUUCAUACAGUACACGUACGAGUUCCAGAGGAACCAUGAUGUUCUGUUGAAGAUAGGAGAGAAGAUAUGCAAUGCUCCUAUAAAUGUAGCAUCCGUGUCCCUUCAAAUCAUUGCGGUAACAUUUUUCUUCGCAACAAUAUGUUUAUUAAUUUGGAAAUUCUGGACCACAUACAAGGACAAACAAGAGUACCAGAAGUUUGAAAUAGAUAGACAGAAAACUACUUUCAGUUUGAACCAAAAUCCUUUGUUUAGACCUGCUACAACAGAAUUCCGGGUUCCAUCGGUGAUUAACGAGGACUGAGGAUGGUAUAUAAAAACAAUUUCGCGAAUACGUGGAAUCGAGAUCUAGGUGAACUUUAUAUGCUCCCAGUAGAUUCGUUGUGAGUAGAAUGAGCGGUGUCCUGGAUGAAUACCAUAUCAUCCCAAAAAUGAUUUCCAGGUGAAAACGAGAUCAUCUGUAAUUAGGAUAAAGGUAUUCAUUGUUUUGCUAUAGAGAGAAUUAAUUUAAGUAUUUCUUAAAAAUUGUAUUACAUUCUCUGAUAAGGAUUCAAGUACCCAUUUGAACCCAAGAGACUCUCUAUAAAUAAUAUUUGUAAAUGGUUUAUUAUUUAGCCAGUUUGCUUCUAAAGAAGAUCCAUCGGGGAACAUGUAAAUUCCUGGGCCAUUCAUUGUUCCCUUCGAAUCAAUAUUACCCCGAAACUCAGCGUUGUUAUUGUAACUAGAAUCAUUAAAAUUGAAUUAAUUUAUUCACGUAUAUCCACAAGCUAAAAUUAAGUCAUAUUUACCGAAUAUGUAUUUUAUCUUCAGCAUACGCAUCGUCAUCCCAUUUACCAUUGUAUUCAUCAAGAUCAUCUGUGGUGUAUACUCCGUUACCUGUACAGCGUAUACAUAUAAAUAACAAUAUCCAUUGAAAAUAUUUUUUAAAAUAGCAACC